AUGGCCUCUGUGAAGGAGAAGGCGGCAGCUUUGAAUCUCUGUCCUCUCUACAGUCCAGCGAACAAGCCUCCAGGUUUCAGUCUGGCACAAAGACCGUUUGGAGCAACAUAUGUCUGGAGCAGCAUUAUCAAUGCCCUUGAGACCCAAGUGGAAGUGAAAAAGCGACAUCAAAACCUGAAAUGCUAUAAUGACUGCUUCAUUGGCUCCGAUGCUGUAGAUGUUGUGUAUGCCCACCUUCUCCAGAACAAAUACUUUGGUGAGGUGGAUAUUUCUCGAACUAAAGUUGUGAGAGUCUGCCAAGCAUUGAUGGACUACAAGGUGUUUGAAGCAGUUUCUACUAGAUUCUUUGGGAGAGAGAAACGGUCUGUGUUUGAAGAUAGUAGCUGCUCCCUCUACCGGUUUUCAAGUACAGCAAGCCAAGUGAAUAGCCCCUCUGAGAGAGAGUGUAGUAGCCAUUUCGUUCAUCCAAGACAGGAGAAAAGAGCAUUACUUAGCACACCAGUGAAAUCUGAAAGCUUGGAGAAUCUCUUGGAAAACUUGAAUCUAAAGCCUGUAAGUUCUCCUCAAGUAAACACCUUUUCAAGUUUGUCUCGCCAAGUUAUUAAUGAAGUCUGGAGAGAGCAAACAAUUGUGCGUCUACUACAGCUUAUUGAUCUUCCACUUCUGGACUCUUUGCUCGAGUAUGGAGAGAUGGCAGCUAGAUUUCCACAAACCCAGCUGGAGGAUAAAUGUAGAAUCACAAGCAGCUACCUGGACCGAGAGAUUCUGAAAGCGUUUGGUGACUCUCAGGCAGAUGAAUGGCUUUCAGCUGCAAUCGACUGCUUGGAAUAUCUUCCUGAUCAGAUGGUGAUUGAUGCCAGCCAAAGUUUGCCUGAAAGUCCUGACACAGUACAUGUGGGGAAACUGCUCCUCUUUGAUAUCAUUAGUAGAUACUACAGUAAAAAAAAGGAACCACUCUUAAAUCAUGCCCCUGAUAUCCAGCUGGGAAUUGCAGAACAGCUAGUGAAUGGAAAGACUGAACAGGCUUUGGAAGCAGUUCAGCUCUACUUGAAAUUGUUGGAUAGCUCCACAAGAGAAGAGUUCCGGAGGCUGCUAUACUUCAUGGCUGUUGUAGCUCAGAAUUCUGAGCUAAAGCUUCAAAAAGAGAGUGACAACCGGAUGGUUGUGAAAAGACAUUUCUCUAAAGCUAUAGUGAACAAUAAAACACUAUCUAAAGGAAAAACUGAUCUUCUGGUUUUAUUUUUGGUGGACUUUCAAAAAGAAGUUUUAAAGAUCCCAGGGACAUUGCAUAAAAUUGUUAGUGACAAGCUUGUGGCUCUACAACAAGGGAGAGAUUCCAGCCUGGAUUCAGGGUAUACCUUCUGCCAGAGGCUUGAUGAAAACGAAUAUCGCUACAGUGUUCAGAAGACUACAAAAGAUGAACUCUUAACUUUGCUAAAAACUAUUGAUGAAGAUGUGAGUCUCUCCACCAAAGAGAGGGAAAAAAAGCUAGAUCAGUUCUAUGCUACUAAUCCAGCUUUAUUUUUGCAGUAUUUCGGAGAACGAGCUACAGAUGGGACUGUGUAA
Messenger RNA from Eublepharis macularius, 1566 nucleotides. Its product is annotated as DEP domain-containing protein 7-like. The record is from RefSeq and is a predicted model, not a curated record. NCBI's taxonomy places the organism in Eukaryota, Metazoa, Chordata, Lepidosauria, Squamata, Eublepharidae. The coding region runs from base 1 to 1566 and encodes 521 amino acids. The transcript has 9 exons. Gene Ontology annotation, biological process: intracellular signal transduction.